CUAACAAAUUGCGUAAAAGCAAUUGCAACCAAUCGUUAAAUUGUGACACUCGUUUGGAUUCAAUCUCUAUGAUUUUUUUUAACUACUCGCAUGGUGAGAAUGGGUGCACCCGUGCGUAUGUGAUCCCAAUCCCACCAGAAAGGCAGAAUCCAAAUCUCUCAGAUUCGUACUUGUGCUGUGCCAUUAGGCCACUGCCGUUACCAUACACACAUACAGAGUGGUCCAUUUCAUAAAACUUAUUAAAUCUCAGAAUAGCCAAUUCCAAUUCCCCUUCUAUUUCGUAACUCGUUACCUAACCGCACUCUGAUCAAAACCCAGAAGAAGAUGGAAACUUGCAAGCCCCUCAAAUCCAAUACUUGUUCAAAAAAGCAUCGCCCAAUGAACCUAUUCAGACUAAUAAGGGGUUUGAUAUGCUUAGUGGUGUUUAUUUCCACUGCUUUCAUAUUUCUUGUCUACUUUGCUCCUCCAUUCGCUGUAAUCUUGAGGCUUUCGAGCAUUCGAUGGAGCCGAAAAGUAACAUCAUUUGUGUUCAGUCUUUGGCUAGCUUUGUGGCCUUUUCUGUUUGAAAAGGUAAACAGAACAAGGGUUGUCUUCUAUGGAGAUACUGUUCCAUCCAAGGAACGUGUUAUGGUCAUUGCUAACCAUAGGACUGAGGUUGAUUGGAUGUACCUAUGGGAUCUAGCAUUGAGAAAAGGGUGCCUAGGCCAUAUCAAAUAUAUCCUCAAGAACAGCUUGAUGAAAUUGCCUGUGUUUGGUUGGGGAUUUCAUGUUUUGGAGUUUGUUCCUCUGGAGAGAAGGUGGGAGUCGGAUGAACCUGUUUUGCGCCAAAUGCUUUCCACUUUUACUGAUGCUCAAGAUCCAUUAUGGCUAGCUAUUUUCCCAGAAGGAACUGAUUUUACUGAGCAAAAAAGCAAAAAAAGUCAGAAAUUUGCUGCAGAAGUUGGACUUCCUGUGCUGUACAAUGUUCUACUUCCCAAAACCAAAGGUUUUUGCGCUUGCUUAGAGGUCUUGAGGGGUUCCUUGGAUGCAGUUUAUGAUUUGACUAUUGCCUACAAGAAUAAUUGCCCUUCUUUCUUAGACAAUGUGUUUGGGGUGGAUCCUUCUGAAGUUCACAUCCAUGUUAGGCGUAUCCCAGUUAAAGAUAUCGCACCAUCUGAGGGCGAUUCCACUGGUUGGUUAAUUAAUUCAUUCCAGCUAAAGGACAAGUUACUCUCAAGUUUCAAGAUUCAGGGCCAUUUCCCUGACCCAGUUGCGCAACAUGAACUUUCUUCUUUCAAGUGCUUGGCAAAUUUCAUGCUUGUAAUGUUUUUGACUGCCGUAUUUGGUUUCCUUACCUUUUCAUUUGUUUGGUGUAAAAUUUACAUUGUUUUAUCGUGUGCAUACCUUGCUUCAGCUACUAAUCUGAACAUUCGGCCUAAGCCAUUUCUAGGCUCUAUUAGAGCUUUGUUUUGUUUCAAGAAAAACAAGAAAUGACUAUAUACUUAUCGAUGGAAUAAAAGUUAGCCAAAUAAACUUAAAUGUUGCCGCUGCUUA
This is a messenger RNA of Humulus lupulus (European hop), 1533 nucleotides long. RefSeq names its product probable 1-acyl-sn-glycerol-3-phosphate acyltransferase 4. NCBI's taxonomy places the organism in Eukaryota, Viridiplantae, Streptophyta, Magnoliopsida, Rosales, Cannabaceae. The transcript is spliced from 4 exons. Bases 325 to 1473 code for a protein of 382 amino acids. The record is from RefSeq and is a predicted model, not a curated record. Gene Ontology annotation, molecular function: acyltransferase activity. Gene Ontology annotation, cellular component: endomembrane system.